AACCCAGGUCACGGUUCCUAUUGGCUGAGUCCGCCGAGGGUGACGUCAUUGGGACGUACUAAGACUAGGGUUGGGCCGAGAGUCGGAGCCAUUACUGCAGGAAAAGGUCCCGCAGAGCUGAGCAGUCAAGAUGUGUGACUUCACCGAAGACCAGACCGCAGAGUUCAAGGAGGCCUUCCAGCUGUUUGACCGAACAGGUGAUGGCAAGAUCCUGUACAGCCAGUGUGGGGACGUGAUGAGGGCCCUGGGCCAGAACCCCACCAACGCCGAGGUGCUCAAGGUCCUGGGGAACCCCAAGAGUGAUGAGAUGAAUGUGAAGGUGCUGGACUUUGAGCACUUUCUGCCCAUGCUGCAGACAGUGGCCAAGAACAAGGACCAGGGCACCUAUGAGGAUUAUGUUGAAGGACUUCGGGUGUUUGACAAGGAAGGAAAUGGCACCGUCAUGGGUGCUGAAAUCCGGCAUGUUCUUGUCACACUGGGUGAGAAGAUGACAGAGGAAGAAGUAGAGAUGCUGGUGGCAGGGCACGAGGACAGCAAUGGUUGUAUCAACUAUGAAGCGUUUGUGAGGCAUAUCCUGUCGGGGUGACGGGCCCAUGGGGCGGAGCUCGUCCGCAUGGUGCUGAAUGGCUGAGGACCCUCCCAGUCUCCCAACUCCGUGCCUUUCCCUGUGUGAAUUUUGUAUCUAGCCUGAAGUUUCCCUAGGCUCUCUUGUCUCAGCACCUUUCCCAUCUUGUCUCUUGGAUGAUGUUUGCCGUCAGCAUUCACCAAAUAAACUUGCUCUCUGGGCCCUCG
This is a messenger RNA of Chlorocebus sabaeus (green monkey), 792 nucleotides long. The record is from RefSeq and is a predicted model, not a curated record. NCBI's taxonomy places the organism in Eukaryota, Metazoa, Chordata, Mammalia, Primates, Cercopithecidae.